CUCCCCCCUCUCUCUUCUCCUCCAUCAUGUCGUUCCGUAAGGAGAUGGAGAAGUACCGGGACAUCGACGAGGACGAGCUCCUGCAGAAGCUCAGCGAAGAGGAGCUGAGUAGGCUAGAAGAUGAGCUCCAGGAGCUCGACCCUGAUAACGCCUUGUUGCCUGCUGGGCUCAGGCAGCGUGAUCAGACAAAGAAAGCUCCGACCGGCACGUUCCACAGGGAUAACCUGCUGGCACAUCUGGAAAAGCAGGCGAAGGAGCACCCAGACCGCGAUGACCUGGUGCCCUACACGGGCGAGAAGAGAGGGAAGCCGUGGGUCCCUAAGACGAAGAUUGUUGACCCAAUUCUGGAGGAUGUGACCCUUGAGCCAGAGCUAGAAGAGGCCUUAGCCAGUGCUUCAGACGCAGAGCUCUGUGACAUAGCAGCUAUCCUGGGCAUGCACACUCUGAUGAGUAAUCAACAGUAUUAUGAAGCCCUGGCGAGCAGUACCAUCGUCAACAAACAAGGCUUAAACAGUGUGAUCCAGUGUGCUCAGUAUAAGCAAGUCCCGGAUGAGGAGCCCAAUGACACUGAUGUGGAAGAAACGCUAGCGAGAAUUAAACGUAAUGACCCUGAGCUUGUGGAGGUCAACCUCAACAACAUUAAGAAUAUUCCCAUCACCACUCUAAAGGCCUGUGCACAGGCCAUGAAGAACAACAUAGUGGUACGAAAGCUGAGCAUUGUUGGAACCCGGAGCAAUGACCCUGUAGCCUAUGCAUUAGCUGACAUGCUGCAGGUGAACUCUACUCUGAGGAGUCUGAAUGUGGAGUCAAACUUCAUUACAGGAGCUGGAGUCAUCGCCCUGGUGGAGGCACUACAACACAACACCACCCUGCAGGAGCUGAAGAUCGACAACCAGAGCCAGCCCCUUGGUAAUAAGGUAGAAAUGGAGAUUGCCAGCAUACUGGAGAAGAACAGCACUCUGCUGAAGUUUGGAUACCACUUCACUCAGCAGGGACCUCGACUACGCUCCUCGAAUGCCAUGAUGUACAACAACGACCUAGUCAGAAAGAGAAGGCUUGAAGAGGGCCCCAUCUUCCCUAAAUGUCGGACAAACGUGUAGUGUAUAGGGACGGCAGUGGUGACGGCGCCCUCUUCUGGCAUAGAGGUGUAGAGCAACCCAUGUCUCCCUCUACUCUUCCUGAUGUCUCUGUCUUCUUUUUAUCUCUGGUGUCCAUAGUGUACUGUUGCCUCACUGUACUCUCUCUCUCACACACACACACACACACACACACACACACACACACACACACACACACACACUUAUGAUCCGAACAUUAUGGAACUAGAGGAAGUGCUUGAGGCUUUGGGUAUCUGCCAUAAAGCACAGGAAGCGUUUCCCAUUAUAAUCUGAAGCUUUUGAUAUUUACAUUUGAUAAUAACAAAGUAGAUGAUGUAGUAAUUCAGCAUACAUGAAGCAGAGUCAUUUCCAUAAAAUACAAUAAAUCUGCGGGGUCUCAUGGAGUUCUCACACAGCAUGAAGCUGAGAUCAUGGAGAGACUAGCUGUGUUUGAACUGCCUGCCACGAGGCACUGAAGAUUUCUCACCCGCGCUCUCUUCCGUUGACCGUUACUGUAAAUAUUCAGAUCUCCAGAAAGAGGGUUCGAACGUGCUGGUUCCUUCACCAGGGCUGUAGGAGCAGGGGGAGGGAGGGCUCAGUUCAGCCCGGUCCAAACACGGCACCGACGUGUCUGGAUCACAUUUACUCACACACAUGCGCGCACACACACACACACAGGCACAAAUAUACUUGUAAUAGUCGUAUUAUUAGAGUGGAUAUAUUUUAUUUCCUGAAUUUUCUGCGUGUGGUCUGUUAAAAUGUGUGUGUUAUCUGUAUGCCCUUAGCGAGUGUGUGGAAACACUUCAGUUGUAUUUACAUAAGAUGUGACACAGUAUUGUACAUUAGCAGUGUAUUUCUACUGUGAGAGACUCCCUUUCCGAAGCACAAUCUUAGCGUUGGACUUUAAUGAGAUGUCCUUUUAUGCUCCUAGUCUCUGCACUCCUUGUCUCUCUCUCCCUCUCUCUCUCUCCCCCCCCUUCUCUCUCCAUCUCCCUCUCAGGUAUAUACUCAUAACUUGACAGUAUUAGUGAUGAAACAUUGCUGUAGAUGUUCGUGGCAUGCACAUGUCCCGAGGGGUGAGGUGUUCUGGGACAGUCUUCCCUCAGUGACACACACACACACACACACACACACACACGCACGCACACACACACACUGAGUGGAUAGUUUUGCAUGGUGUGCUGGGUAAAUAGUUGUAACUCAGUUAGCAUCCAGGCCAUACUCAGCUAUACUGCACCUUACUCUGCUACACUCCAUUAAGGAAACUAUCCCUUUCUCUUCCCUGCUUUGUUAUAUUUGCUACAGGCUGCUAGACUGUGUCACUUUUAUAAAAGAUAUUUCAACUCUGGAUCUAGAAUCCAUGCUCCAGUCUGGGAUUUUGGGAUGACUGCUAGUUAACUGAAUGGUUGAUGCCAUUGGCUACUUUGUCGUCAGCCAUGACUCCUGGUGAAAGGGAAGAGGGAGGGAGGUCUUUCUGGUAUUGGGAUACCUGUGUGUGACAUUAGUUAACCAACAGCCAUGAGGAAACCCAGGACUGGAGUUUGGACUGAAGGUGUGGAGUGGAAGACCUCAGUUGUGCAGUGUGCUGUGCCCGCCACUGAGUGGCGCCCUGCUCCACGGGCCAGUGAGGACACACACACAUUUGCGCAGGGUUGCUUUUAAUCUCCCAGUCUAUCGUUGUGUUGGGUCACGUUAUUGUUUUGAGUUAAUAAAGAUUGGAAUUAUAAAUGUC
Molecule: messenger RNA, 2829 nt
Organism: Electrophorus electricus (electric eel)
Lineage: Eukaryota; Metazoa; Chordata; Actinopteri; Gymnotiformes; Gymnotidae
Gene: tmod1
Product: tropomodulin 1
Biological process (GO): pointed-end actin filament capping; muscle contraction; actin filament organization
Cellular component (GO): myofibril; cytoskeleton; striated muscle thin filament
Molecular function (GO): tropomyosin binding
Source: RefSeq, a predicted model, not a curated record